Phalacrocorax carbo (great cormorant) is the source of this 1681-nucleotide messenger RNA. The record is from RefSeq and is a predicted model, not a curated record. NCBI's taxonomy places the organism in Eukaryota, Metazoa, Chordata, Aves, Suliformes, Phalacrocoracidae.
UGUCGUAAAAAAAAUAUCGGUGAGGAGACUGUCGUGAAGCGCGGUCGGCGGGGCCUGCGGCGGAGAGAGCGGCCGGGCCCAGCUCCCCGCGCUCCAUGCCCCGGCCGCUGGCGGCCGCUGCCCCCUCCUGCUCCAUGUGGGGCCCGCGACGGGCUCUCGGCCUCUCCUCCGCCUCUUUCUUCUCCUCCUUCUUCUACUAUGGCCCGGAAAACAGUUAGCAGGAAGCGGAAAGCGGCGGCGGGUGCCGCCGGGGGGCUUCAGGGGGAGCAGUAUGGGUGGGAUCACUCAGUUCACAAAAGGAAAAGACUCCCCCCAGUGAAAAGAUCUCUGGUAUACUACCUGAAAGGUAGAGAGGUCAGGAUGCAGAAUGAGUCCAGCUAUCACCACCUCUUGCAUGGAUAUGCAGCCCAGCAGCUUCCCAGCCUCCUGAAGGAAAGAGAAUUUCACCUCGGAACCCUUAAUAAAGUGUUUGCCUCCCAGUGGCUGAACCACCGACAAGUGGUGUGUGGGACAAAAUGCAACACACUAUUUGUAGUGGAUGUCCAGACUGGCCAGAUCACCAAGAUUCCUAUUCUGAAAGAUCGUGAACCCGGCAUGGUAAACCAGCAGGGUUGUGGUAUUCAUGCCAUUGAGCUCAACCCCUCAAGGACCCUUCUGGCCACAGGUGGAGACAACCCCAACAGUCUUGCAAUUUAUCGUCUGCCUACACUCGAUCCUGUCUGUGUGGGAGAUGAUGGACAUAAGGAUUGGAUAUUUUCAAUUGCAUGGAUCAGUGAUACUAUGGCUGUUUCUGGUUCCCGGGAUGGUUCGAUGGGUCUUUGGGAAGUCACAGAGGAUGUGUUGUCGAAAAGCGAUGCCAGGCAUAAUCUCUCUCAAGUUCCUGUCUAUGCCCACAUAACACACAGGGCUCUGAAGGACAUCCCCAAGGAAAACACCAAUCCUGACAACUGCAAAGUCCGAGCAUUGGCUUUCAACAAUAAGAACAAGGAGCUGGGAGCAGUGUCCCUAGAUGGGUAUUUUCAUCUUUGGAAAGCAGAGCACACACUAUCAAAGUUACUUUCCACAAAGUUGCCAUACUGCAGGGAGAAUGUGUGUUUGGCUUAUGGUCAGGAGUGGUCGGUGUAUGCAGUAGGAUCACAGGCGCAUGUCUCCUUUCUGGAUCCCAGGCAGCCUUCUCACAACGUCAAAUCCGUCUGUUCCAAAGAACGAGGCAGUGGUAUUCGAUCGGUGAGUUUCUACGAGCACAUCAUCACAGUGGGAACAGGGCAAGGUUCCCUGUUGUUUUACGAUAUCAGAGCCCAGAGAUUCCUGGAUGAAAAGCCCCCACGUGCCUGCUAUGGACAGAAGCAGAAAUUUGGAGGAAGUGAAAUUUUGAAGUUGACUACUGGGAAAGGCUGGCUGAAUCAUGAUGAAACCUGGAGGAAUUAUUUUUCUGAUAUAAAUUUCUUCCCAAAUGCUGUUUACACCCACUGCUACGACUCGUCUGGAACAAAACUCUUUGUGGCAGGAGGCCCCCUUCCAUCAGGACUUCAUGGGAAUUAUGCUGGUCUCUGGAGCUAAUGAUAACUCUUUAUAAAUGCUGAUCUCUACACAGAUUUCCACUUUUCUUUUCCUUUUUUUAACAACAGAAUUGUGUGAUACCAUUGAUUUCUGAUUUCAAUACAAGUCAUUUUUUGGCAGA